GGCUCAAAUGAGCUUUGUUCGCCGUUCAAGUCGCACGCGAAUUUCAAAAUACGUUACGAGAGAAAUUCAAAGAAAUUCAAAGUGAAAAUCAAAUUUACGAGACUGUCUACGUGUGAGUGCAUGUGCAGAGUGUGUAUAAAUAUAUAUAUAUGUAUGUCUGUCUGUUUGUGUAUCUGUGCAAGUGAAAUUGUGAAAAUCGCAAAUUAAAGCCCAGCGCCUAAAAAAUUAAAAAAUACAAAUAAAAAUAAAAGAAAUAAAAAUAAGCGCAUACCAGAGAGCCAAGUGCACUUGGAUUAAAGCACAAAUUCGCAACUAGAAAUAGUUUCACUUUUCAUUGGAUUAGCCGCACUCUGAUUGGAAUUCGUACUCUGAUUGGACAACAGCUGCUGCCACAAAAAACAGGAAAUCUCUUUCCACCUCUUUUUGGCAACUUUUUUUUGUUUUUUUUGAUGUUUGCGUCUCGAAAUGCCGCUGCAUUGUGAACAACGCUGGCUGAGGCUCUUCUCGCUGCUGCUGCUGCUGCUGCUAGCGCUGCAAGCUGCGCAGGGCAAGCGCUCAACUGCCAAUUUAACUGCCUGCCAGCACUUGAGGCGGGCCGAGGCGCGACGUGCCAAGGCGCUGCAGCCAGCAGGAGGCGCCGUGCGCAUUCCGCGCUGCCGUAAGACCGGAGAGUUCGAGAGCGUGCAGUGCGCCAAUGAACGGGCUGGCGAGGAUUGCUGGUGCAUCGAUGAGUACGGCGUGGAGCUGCCGGGCAGUCGGAAUGCCACGCGUGCCGGCGUGCAGUGUCAGGAGCCGGCGCACUGUGCCGCCUCCGCCUGCCGCAUGUUCUGUCCGUCCGGCUUUGCGCGUGACCCGCAGACGGGCUGUUCCGUGUGUCGCUGCCGUGAUCCCUGCGAUGGCCUGGAGUGUCCGCGUGGUCAGACCUGCCAGCUGCAGGAGGUGCAAUGCAAGUCGGAGCCCUGCCCGCCGCUGCCCACCUGCAAGAAGGCGCGCUCCCUGGCCAACUACUGUCCGGCCGGAUUGCCCUUGGCUAUUGAGGACAGCGUCAGGCCUUUCUUGUGUGGACUGGAUGCCGGCAAGCCGCAGUGUCCGCCGCUCUACCAGUGCCUAGUGGAGUCUGGAAACGAUUACGGAGUCUGCUGUCCCAGUGCCUUGACCUUCCAGAAGCCCGGCGUCUGUCCGGCACCCGAGCAAUCGACGUACACGGAGCGCACGGGCUACAUGUGCGGCGCGCCCUGCAGCCACGACCUGGAGUGCCGCAACCUGGAGAAGUGCUGCUUCACCAAGGGCUGCCAGUUCAACUGCCAGCAGCCGCAAAACAUGACCGGAUGCCAUCAGGCCAAGGCCCUGGCCGAUCUCCUGGCGCUGAAUGAGCGCGAGGGGCGCGGCUAUGUGCCCGACUGCAACGGACCCGGCGGACAGUAUUCGCCGCGCCAGUGCUCCCGCAACGGACUCGUCUGCUGGUGCGUGGAUCCGCGCACCGGGCACAAGAUCAAGGAGUCCAUGGGCGCGGCCAACACAGUCAACUGCGACGGCUGGGAGAACAUGAUCAGUCGCUCGUACGCGCGCAGCUUCCAAAUGGAGCAAUGCGACACGAACAUCUGCGCCGCCGUCUGCGAAUACGGAUUCAAGAAUGAUCACAACGGCUGUCCCACCUGCGAGUGCUCGGAGCCCUGCGAGGGCUUCAAGUGCGCCCUGGGCUCCCAUUGCGAGGUCGCCACGGAUCCACUCUGUGAGUCCGGCUCUUCGCUGUGCGCCUCCUGGCCCGUCUGCAAACCGGAUCUGGCCUACUCCAAUCCCUGCGACAUCGGCACCCCACUCACGGACACGGCCAGCGGCGAGGUCAUGUAUUGCUUCGAGGAGCGCCAGGCGCGCAGCUUCCAGCCCACAGCUUUCUUCGAGCCCGAGCCGGAGUCCAAGCAGGGUCGCUCCAUGAGCAAUCACAUCAUGUGCCCCGAGCAGUACAAGUGCACCAAGCUGCACCGCGAACCGGAGAGCGUCUGCUGCCCGCUGCCGGAGCAGACGACGGCCACGGGACCAUCAGAGGAUCAGCCAACGACGAGACAGCAAACCAUGUGCGAAUAUCUGCGGGACUUCUCGGAGCGCAUGGAGGGCACCGAGGCGGGCAUGCAGCUGGCGAUGCCAGCGCCGCGCUGCACCGAGGAGGGCGACUAUGCGGGACGGCAGUGUGAGCUGCGCAAGAUUCGAGUGACGCGCGCCGAGCAGCGCCAGAUCCUGGAGCAGAACACAAUCCGGCGGAUGCGCAUGCUGCUGGCCGGGGCGAGGCGGAGUCGCCGCGACACGGAACGCCUGAAGCUCUACCGGGUGGACGACAGCGCGCUGAAGGUGCACGUGGCAGCGGAGGGAGCGAGAGCGCCCGUGCACGGAAUGGGACGCAGCGCCAAGGUGAUCGACGUGGGGGCAGUGGAGCAGCAGCUGUUCGCCACGGACUUCAAGAAGGUGGCGACGGCAGCGAAGCGAACGACGCCAGCGGACGAGGACAUGGUCGAGAUGGAGGUGGAGCAGUGCUGGUGCGUGGACAGCUUCGGCACCGAGAUACCCAAGUCGAGGGGCUACAAUGUGAGCGACGAGAGCUGCCAGGAGCUGAGGGAGCAACUGGACUGCCUGGACCUCACCUGCCGCAUGGGCUGCGAGUACGGCUUCACCCUGGAUCCGCACACCCGCUGCCCGGCCUGCCAGUGCCGCGAUCCCUGCGAGAACGUCGACUGCGGCGCCAGCAAGGAGUGCCGCAUCGUCGACGUCAGCUGCGAGGGCGAGUACUGCCCGCCGGUGCCGGCCUGCCUGCCCCGCAAGCCGGGCCAGUGCCCCUACCUGGUGCCGCCGGGGCCCACGGACAACCUGGACACGAACGUCUGCAGCUACGAGUGCCGCACGGACGCCCACUGCGAGGGCACGCGCCGCUGCUGCUCGAACGGCUGCGGCACGCAGUGCGUGGAGCCGCAGCUGAAGACCGCCUGCCAGCACCUGCAGUCCAUCCAGCUGCACCAGAGCUCCGAGCUGGGCAUCCCGGCGCGCCAGAUGAGCAUCGCCCAGUGCGAUCCGCAGACGGGCAAGUGGGAGCAGGUCCAGUGCACGCCCGACGGCAGCUGCUGGUGCGUGAGCGAGCAGGGCGAGCCGAUGCCCGGCACGCGCGUCAGAGCACCGGCCACGCCCACCUGCACAGCCAACUCCAGCUAUGCGUGCAGCCCCCCGAACUGCUCGACGAGCUGCGACAGCGGCUUCCAAAUGGACGAUCACGGCUGCCCGACCUGCGAGUGCCGCGACUACUGCGCCGAGCUGAGCUGCGCCAGCGACGAGGAGUGCCAGCUGAUCAGCGUCGAGUGCGUGGACACGCCCUGCCCCAAGAUGCCCAUCUGUGUGCCGAGGCGCGACUCGGUCUGCGCCGAGGGCAAGCCGCUGCAGCAGGGCGAGCAGGACGUCACCUGCGGCCCGCACAGCGAGCAGGAGAGCUGCCCCACCACGCACACCUGCCACCUGAACCCGGUGAGCAAUCGCGGCGUCUGCUGCUCCAAGACGCGCGACGUCUGCUUCGAGUCCAUGGACGCCCAGUGCCUGGCCAGCGGCCAGAGCGGACGCAACCUCACACGCUAUCGCUUCAGUCCCAAGGCCAACAAGUGCCUGGCCAUUCAAAUAGACGCGGACGCGCCCGCCUGCCAGACCAAGAAUCUCUUCCACAACGAGCUCGCCUGCCACGCCGUCUGUCCCGUGCUCACGCCUUGCGAACGUCUCAAGCUGAAGAACAGCCUGGCUGCGCAGCGCACUGGACACUCCUCCGUCUGGUUCCAGCCGCGCUGCGAUCCCAUCACCGGCCACUGGAGUCCCGUGCAGUGCCUGGGCAAGCAGCCAGCCCUGGCCGCCACGAGCAGCUCCCAAAUUGUCAGUCGCGCCUUUGCCAGCAGCAGCAGCAGCACGGAGAUUCCCUCGGCGCAGCUGGCCAGUCCGUAUGGCGUCUGCUGGUGCGCGGAUCGCAAGGGCGCGCCGCUGAAGGGCACGCUGACCCGGGACACGGAGCCCAUCUGCAACAGUCGGCAGGCGCGCGCCCGCAAGCAGCUGGAGCCGGCCGAUCCGCUGAUGGAGCAGCUCAUCGAGCAGCUGACGCUGCUGAACGACGUGAACAGCCUGGACAUGGACAUGGAUCUGGAUCUGGCCGAAGUGGAGGCACGCCUACAGCCCACGGAGCGCAGCGUCGAGCUGACCCACUCGCUGCUGGACUCGCAGCUGUCCGUGGAGACGGCGCCCAUGCAGCUGAAUACGACGCGCUGCCGCGCGAUGGCCGCCACGGCCACGUUCCCGGUCAGCUGCGAUGCGGCGGGCGCCUUCGAGCCGCUGCAGUGCAGCGAGCGGAGCUGCUGGUGCGUCGAUGCCGCCGGCAAUCAGCUGCCGGCGACGCACACCUUCCAGCUGGGCGAGCGCCAGUGCAGCCACGUGCCCAUCGAGUCCGUCGCCAUUGAGCUGCACCUGAGCAACAGCUCGGGGCACGGCGGCGGCGGCGGCAGCGGCGGCGGCAGCGUGCGCAACGUCUACGAUGCCAUACGGCGGGAGCUGCAGCAGCUGCUCGGCUCGGCCGUGGAGAAUCUGCGCGUCCAGGAGAACUUUGACGGCUCCGUCAUCGUGCGCUUCGAGCUGCACAACGAGUCCAAGGUGGACAUGGCCUACGCCAUCGAGAUGGCCAUUCAGUCGGGUGGCUUCCGGCUGCUGGGCAAUCGCUUCCAGCCCGAUCUGACGCGCUCCCACUUCAUCCAUCGCACCGCCGCGCCGGCCGUGGCUCAGGCGGCCACCGCAGCCACCGAUGAGUCCGUCCAGCUGGCCAUGUUCGUCAUGGCCAGCUGCUCGGCCUUCCUCGUCAGCGUCUUCGUCGUCUAUGUGAUGCUGAAGCGCGGCUGGCACAAGGCCGGCUCGAUCCACAAGAACGCCUACGACUAUGCGGGGGGCGUGGCUGGCGGUUGUGAGAAACCCACGGAGUUCUCCCUGCCCAUCUUCGUGCUGGACGACACUCUGCCGGAGAGCAUGAGGCCAGCGAAGGCGUAGAGGGGGCGUGCCAGCCUUUGGGAUUCUGCUUCUUCACCUCGUUUGGUUUCUAAGUUAGUGCAAAGAAUUUGUAAAUAAAUCCUUCGGGCCGAGUUGGAGUUGGCGCAGGAGACGAGAUUCGAUUGGGGGUAGCCAAGCCAACAUAUCAUAUACAGUUAUACUACAUACAUAUAUGUAUUUCCUAGACACUUAAGACGACUAAUUUAUGAAUAAAGC
Drosophila navojoa is the source of this 5265-nucleotide messenger RNA. RefSeq lists its product as uncharacterized. NCBI's taxonomy places the organism in Eukaryota, Metazoa, Arthropoda, Insecta, Diptera, Drosophilidae. The record is from RefSeq and is a predicted model, not a curated record. Gene Ontology annotation, cellular component: basement membrane; extracellular region. Gene Ontology annotation, molecular function: serine-type endopeptidase inhibitor activity. Gene Ontology annotation, biological process: cell-matrix adhesion.